Stegodyphus dumicola is the source of this 1137-nucleotide messenger RNA. RefSeq names its product serine/threonine-protein kinase PAK 2-like. Gene Ontology annotation, molecular function: ATP binding; protein serine/threonine kinase activity. The record is from RefSeq and is a predicted model, not a curated record. NCBI's taxonomy places the organism in Eukaryota, Metazoa, Arthropoda, Arachnida, Araneae, Eresidae. Gene Ontology annotation, biological process: protein phosphorylation.
CAUACAUAUGAUGAUAUGGAAGAAAAGCCCCCUGCGCCUCCAGUCAGGCUGACAAGUACAAGAGAACCUGGUCACUGUGUUGAUUUGAAACCACUUCCAAAAGAACCUGAAAAUGAUAAAUGGAGGAUUAAAAUAAAGUCAUCUAAAAAUGUGAAAGAAAAGAAAAAAGAUCCUGAUAAAUUAGUCAUAUCACCACCUCUUAAUUUUGAGCAUACAUUACAUGUGGGAUUUGACCCUGAUACUGGAGAAUUCACUGGCUUGCCAGAGACAUGGUCGUUGUUGCUAAAAAAUUCUAACAUCACUAAAUUAGAGCAAAAAGAAAAUCCGCAGGCUGUACUUGACGUUUUGAACUGGUAUGAUGCCUCCACAAAAGAUACUGAAGAUUCUAAAUACAUGACCAUUAAUAAAACAUUAGCUGAACUUGUGAGCCUUUGGUGUCCAAAUCCAUCAGUUGGUAUAAGCUAUUUUAGUGAUCCUGGUUCAUGUAAUGCUUUGAUGAAUAUGCCAACUUGUCAACUAAAGAGAGAGACAGCUCAUCUAAAAUGCUUAGAUACAAAAGAAAGUGCAGAUGCAGUGUCUUUACCUCCGUCAACUCCAGAUGACACCAAUACUAUUUAUAUGAAUCCUAUAGAAGAAGAAUUUGAGAGAAGUUCAUCUGACAUAGAUACAGAAUGUCAUUAUACAGAAAUUACUGUAUCAAACAAUAACAACAACAACAUUUCAAAAGUAAAGAAGAAGAAAAUUACUGAUGAGGAAAUUGUUGAGCGACUAAAGGCAAUUGUUUCCACUGAUGAUCCAAAUAAAAAAUAUGCGAAAAUGGAAAAGAUUGGACAAGGUGCUUCUGGUACUGUAUACACUGCUAAAGAACGGAAUAGUGGAUUGGAAGUUGCAAUUAAGCAAAUGAAUUUAUCUAAUCAACCAAAGAAAGAACUCAUUAUUAAUGAAAUUUUAGUUAUGCGUGAAAAGAAACAUCCUAAUAUUGUAAAUUACCUGGAUAGCUAUUUAGUGGAAGAUGAACUUUGGGUUGUAAUGGAGUAUCUGCCGGGUGGUUCCCUUACAGAUGUCGUUACAGAGACUUGCAUGGAUGAAGGUCAAAUAUCAGCUGUUUGCCAAGAAGAAUGAAUGCUUGCUGGUCCU